Aethina tumida (small hive beetle) is the source of this 3732-nucleotide messenger RNA. RefSeq names its product heterogeneous nuclear ribonucleoprotein U-like protein 2. Lineage: Eukaryota; Metazoa; Arthropoda; Insecta; Coleoptera; Nitidulidae. The transcript is spliced from 13 exons. The record is from RefSeq and is a predicted model, not a curated record. The coding region runs from base 102 to 2891 and encodes 929 amino acids. Gene Ontology annotation, molecular function: protein binding.
CAUCCGCCAUUUGCAGAGAUUGCGCGUGGUUUACGUGUUGAAGUGGUGUUCUAUAUGUUCCUCGUGUUUAACAGCUGAUAAUCGUUAGUUUUUAUGUGAAGAUGAGUUCGCAGUUGGAUCCGGCGAAGCUGAAGGUGGUCGAGCUACGUUCGGAGUUGGCGGCACGUAAGCUCGACACGAAGGGCAACAAAGCGGCUCUCGUGAAACGCUUGCAGGACGCUUUGGAUGCCGAGCAGCCCGAUGAAGGCGGCAACCAGUCUGAGGUUACUGAAACAGAAGCCGAACCCCAAAACGAAGUCGAAGCCCCGUCAGAUAAAUCUGAGGAUGUAAAAAAUGACGUUCAGACUAAAAUGGAGGUUGAACAAGAGGUCGUUGAAGAGAAACCAGAAAAACCUGCUGUGGAACAGGAAAGUCCUGUGAAAGAAAAAGUAGAAGUAAAGGAAGAGGAAAAGGAAGUAUCUGCAAAAGAAGAGAAAGGAGAAGCAGCAGCAAAUGAAGAGAAAGAGGAAGUGGCACUAAAAGAAGAUAAAGAGAAUGUGAAUGAAAAUAAAAGUAAUGAGGAGGUGACAGAAAGCCAAGACACUUCUGAAAAUGAUCAAGUUGCUCAAGUAGAAGAAAAUGGAGAAAAAGCUCACGAGGAGGAGAAAAAGUCGGAUGAAAAAAUGGAGGACGAUUCGGUUCCAGAAGAGACGGUAGAACCGGAGACGGAGAAGAAGCCCGAGGAGACGGAAAAACGUGGCGAAAAACGUCGACGUUCGAGUCCGUCUCCGGAACGUGCGCACCAAAGGAAACGGAGCAAGUCACCGAUAAAAGAAGAUGAACCGAUCCUCGACAAUGACAAAGUGCAACUCAGCUGGUAUGACUCUGAUCUUCACCUACAACUAGAUAAAGAAUCAUUUUUAUCUGGAAGACCCUUUAAUGAGGGUGCAUUUGGAUUUGUUUGGGCUGGAGUUAGAACUAACUGCGGCGUUUCCGAUGGAAAGGUACGUUACGAGGUAAAAUUGACGGAAGAAUUGGCGUGGGAAGACUUUUCCCAGCAAAAAAAACGUUCGGACCGCGACUCAUUCAAGCUAGACCAUCGCAAAAGCGUCACCCCCAAAAAAACAUCGAAAGAAGCCGACAAGAAACAGGAUGAACCUAAAUCCGAACCUGAGAACACGAACGGCAACGCAGAUGACGAAAAACCAACCGAGACUACAGAUAAAGUCGAGGAAAAACCCGAGGAACCUGCAGAGCACCCGGAAGCUAUGCAAAACGAAGAAGAGAAAACUGAGGAAAAACCGUCCGAAGAACAAACAGAAGUGAAAGAAAAAGAGGAGAAGGAGGAGGAGCCUGAAAAAACCGUCACAAUUCCGGUACACGUGAUACGUAUCGGUUGGUCGGUGAUCGAUGCCGAUUUAAUGCUUGGAGAAAGCAAACAUUCGUACGGUUACGAAUCAAGUGGUCAGUUUGUGACUGAGAAGCAAUUUCAGGAUUACGCCGUUAAGUAUGCCGUUGGCGACGUCGUCGGCGCCUAUGUGAACAUCGGCGAGAACAUCGAAAUAACGUACACAGUGAACGGCGUGGCCCAACCGACCGCCGUGACGGUCCCAAAGUCGGACCUACCGGAAAACUUCGCUCUCUUUCCGCACAUCCUGUCCAGGAAUGUGGCGUUCGAAAUUAAUGUCGGCCAAAAAGAAGAACCGUGGUUUGCUUCGCCUGCUGAACUCGAAGAUUACGUUUUUCUCGACCGCAUCGAAAACAAAGUGGCCGGACCGCAAAGGCCCACCGACCGAUCUGAGUGUGAGGUGAUAUUGAUGUGCGGCCUGCCCGCCUGCGGCAAAACUCAUUGGGUGAGGGAACACGUCAAGAACAACAAGGAGAAGAGGUAUCACGUCAUUGGGAACACUCAGUUGCUUGAAAAGAUGACGGUGUGUGGUGCCCCCUUAAAAUCAACUUUCAAAGGACGUUGGAGUCUCCUAAUGGACCGUUUGCAGAGAGGCAUUAACCAUCUAUUAGAAGUGGCACCGCUUAGACGUCGCAACUACAUUAUCGAUCAGACAAACGUGUUCCCAUCGGCCCAGCGCCGUAAGUUACGGCCGUUUGAGGGCUUCAAGAGAAAAGCUGUCGUUUUAGUAGUAACUGAUGAGGAGCAGGCCAAACGUCAAACGCUACAAGAAGCACAGGACGGUAAAGAGGUUCCAGAUAACACCAUCUUAGAAAUGAAAGCCGCGAUGACUCUGCCGGAGAAAGGCGAGUGGCUUGAUGAGGUAAUUUUCGCCGACAUCGAGGAAGAAAAAGCAAAAGAAAUGGUAGCCAAGUACAAUAAGGAUGGAAAAUCAGCGGGUUACGGAACCGGCGUGAAGAGGACUCCCCGUAGAGACUGGCACAAACGUACAGAUACGAGAAGGACGAAUCACAGAGACAGAAACUACCACAACAGAUACGACAACAGGACGCCGUACCGUUCGAACUGGAAUCACAGGUCCAGCGGUCCCUGGGAUAGGGACAGACGCGACUCCGGACGCCGAGACUGGAGACCCAGACAUGAAAUGCGACCAUACGAUCGUCGAGAUCGCCAAUCCAGCGACAGCUACAACAGACGGCAAAGUCACGACAAUAGGAGUGGUAGUCGGAGCAGCAGUAGCCGCGGCUGGCAAGGUUACCAUCACGGUAGCUCGAGCGGCGGCGGCGGUGGUGGCUGGAAUCAGCAGGUUUUCGGCCAACACAGCGGUUCGUGGGGCGCAGGCCAACAACAGGGCGGCGGCCAGGGAUACAACCAGUGGAAAUACAGUGGCUCCGGCAGCGGACAAGGUGGAUAUGGCAGUGGAAGCGGGGGCUACGGCAAUUGGAAUUAUUACGGGCAAUAUGCACAGGGGUGGGGAUCGAAAUCUUCAAAGCAUAAAUCCUGAGUACCAAAAUGAAUUAGUUAGCACUCGAAUCUAACCAUUUAUAGCGUUAUUGUAAAUUAACUAACACAAAUCGUAAUUGCAAGACACAGCUAUUGAUUCUGUUACUAUUUUGCAAAAGAAAAAAAUUGUAUUCACACUUGAGUUUUGUUUCUAUUUUUAUUAGGGUCAGGGAGGAAGUUCUACGCCUGCUCAGACCCAACAGAAUUGGGCUCAGUAUGCCCAACAAUACGCCCAGCAAAACACACCGUCGUACAAACAUAACAAGUAAAAUAAACACGUAGUAGAAUUUUUGCCAUCUCAGGUUAACCAGACACCAUGUUGCGCAAGUUGUACUUUUGCCAUGGUUUAAGUUAUUACUGUUUACUUUUAGUAAUGGAUUGUUUAUUUUUUUUAUUGUGUCUAAUAUUUGGAGCUUUUCAUUGCUUGAUGUUGAGUUUUCACAGAUUUUAUUUUACUAAAUUUGACGUAGGGACUCUUGCACUUGAAUAUUAAAGUUAGAUAAAAAUGUAUUUGUAAUACAUUACAUUAAAGUACAAUUAAUUAUUUUGUUAUUUGAGUGUGUAACCCUUUCAAAUGUUCUCAAUAAUAUAAGAAUUGUGUGAUGUGAACUUAUUACUUUUGUAAAUAUGUUUAACAUUAUGAAGAAUGUUUGGUGUAGUUUGGAUAUAAUCAAAUAAUUUAAAUUCUUUUAUGGUGUGUCUUGUGUUUAACAAUUAUUUCUUUUUUUUUGUAAUAAAAUGUUACAAUUUUUACUAAUAUUAAAUUCUUAUAUAAAUAAAAAUAGUUGUAAAAAUUCUUUAUAUCUAUGUAUAUAAUUUAAAUAAUAAAGGUACAAUUAUAG